This is a messenger RNA of Telopea speciosissima, 693 nucleotides long. RefSeq lists its product as uncharacterized. Bases 23 to 616 code for a protein of 197 amino acids. The transcript has 2 exons. Lineage: Eukaryota; Viridiplantae; Streptophyta; Magnoliopsida; Proteales; Proteaceae. The record is from RefSeq and is a predicted model, not a curated record.
CGGUGAAAGCCCAAACAUUGAAAUGGGUAGUUCAAUUGUUGCCCAUUCAUUGGUUGAACGAUCCAUACAAGAAGAAUAUGAGCAGAAAGAGGAAGCCUCCAAUCUUGAAGUGGAAGAACAAGUUCAUGAAGAAAAUAGAAAUGCUCCAGAAGAGGAUAACCGCAUUGAAGAAGACUUUAGAGUGAGAGAAAACAUGGAGAGCAGAGUCUUGGAGCAGGAGACUAGAGAUGGUGAACAAACAUUGGAAUUGAUUUCACAAGUAAGUGAAAUGCAAGUUGAAGAAACUGGUAAGCUUUGCAAACUAGACUCAAGAGAGAAAUCCACAGAAACUGAUGCCAGUCAGAAAAUAGAAGAGCAGACUGAAAAGAAUGAAGAAACUUCUGAAAUAGUAAAGGCUAAAACAGUAACAGAAGGUGAAGUAGAGAAAAUGAUCAUAGAGGAAGACAGUUGCAUUCCAGACCAAGGACCUGAGCUUUUUGGAGAUCAAAAAGAUGACCUAAAUAGUGAAGUUGAAGAAAAGAAGGGAGCCCCUGAAAUCAAUGGUGAAGAGAAAAAUUGCAAAACAAAUGAUACUGACAAGGCUACCAAGAAUGAUAUCAUAAGCAAAGAGGUCUAGUCAGAAUAUAAGAAGAAAAAAAUGUCAUCUUUCAUUCUUUUCAUGUCCUUUUAUACCUAUGCAUUAAGUUGAACUUU